Molecule: messenger RNA, 8478 nt
Organism: Marmota monax (woodchuck)
Lineage: Eukaryota; Metazoa; Chordata; Mammalia; Rodentia; Sciuridae
Product: dynein axonemal heavy chain 6-like
Exons: 41
Coding region: 198-6668 (2156 amino acids)
Biological process (GO): microtubule-based movement
Cellular component (GO): dynein complex
Molecular function (GO): dynein light intermediate chain binding; minus-end-directed microtubule motor activity; ATP binding
Source: RefSeq, a predicted model, not a curated record
GGCUGGUGGCUGCUAGGCAACCGGAAACAGUACAGACCAGAGCUUCCAACUCCUAGACCAGGCGUUGCUCGGUCUUUGGAGACCCCUCCGCAGUCGCUGCUCUAGUCGAACCUGUUACUUGAAAAAUUAAAAUUGCAUAGAAGGCUCUCAAAUUUCUAUUGGCCAGCACUGAACUGGAUUAAGACCUAGAAGUAAGGAUGUCUUUUCAGCCCACAAAUGAUGAAAUCGACCUGGAAGAUACUGAAGAUACUGUAGAAAAUAUUGUGCUUUCAAGACUGAAUAGUAUAAAAGCAAGGGGAAGAAUGAGUUCUGUAAAAUCUGCAGGAAUUGAACCUGAUACACAAACACUGACAUUUAAGCACACCACAAAAGCACAGGAGAGGACAAGAAAACGACAGCAACCUAUAAAACUGGAGCCUCUGCCAGUGCUAAAAGUCUAUCAAGAUCAUCAGCAGCCAGAAUACAUAUAUGAACAGAACCGAUCGCAAUUAAGAACUCGUGGAAUCCUUAAACGAUCACCAAGCUCAGCAGAAAGAAAAUCUAUCAAAUCACCUACUUCAUUUGCUGAGCCUCAAGAUGAUGUGAAAAAAAAGCAGAUCCGUCGAUCCUCUGAAGAGGCAUUCGCUCCUUCUCCUCAAAAACAGCCUCGUACAGGUAUUGGAAGAAGAGGUCUUUUUGGGAGUAGGUCAUCAACUUACCCCACGUAUAUUUUCCAAGACCCGGAAGAAGUCAUUAAAGCUAACAUUCGUGAUCCUUUGCAAAUCAUCAAAAUAAUACGUGAAAAUGAAAAUCUUGGAUUUCUUUAUAUGAUUCCUGCAGUGCCAAAGUCUUCCAUUGAAUACAAUACAUAUAAUCUAAAAGUUGUAGCUUAUGAGAACAUCAAUAAAAACGACUAUUAUACGAUUAGCCAAAAGGCAGUGACACACGUUUACAACGAUGAGAUUGAAUUUAUUGAAAUUGAUCGAUGGGAACAGGAAUACCUAUAUCACAGAGAACUCAUUAAGAUCCCCAUAUUUUCACUUUUCCGGAAAUGGAAGGCUUUUAGCGUAUGGAGGAAGAAUGUACGCUCCACGAAAAUCAAUGAAUGUCGAAAAUCGCUACAAAAAGAUUUGUUCAUUGUUCAUCCUUAUUUGCGACCAGCUCUUCUUAAAAUAAAUGAAUUGUGUUAUCAAUUGAGCUUUAUGGGACUUUAUUAUAUUGAAAAAUGUCACACCUACACCCUGCAGGAGUUCAAGGCUGCACAAGUCGCAAGACUACAAGAGGUGACAGAGCGCCUAGAAGAAUUUCGAAAUGAGGCAAAAGAAGUGGUCAGGAAGGCAUGUCGAUUUGCUUUGCGUGCUGCAGGGUUUGUUCCUGAUGACUGUGCAUUUGAACCUACUGAGACUUGCUAUGCAAAAAUAAGUGGAGUAGGUUUCAGUGAUGUGCUGGUUGAGUUGCCCUCUUAUGGAGAUUCUGAAAAAAUGACAUAUACAGAACAGGCCAGCAAAAGGCAUCAUUGCAUGAGGCUAACAUGCUUUAUCUAUCUAAAUGAUUAUUUAAUUGAGAACACACUGCAUAUAUUAACAGUAAAUUCUGCUAACUCUCUUCUGAAUUAUCUUACUGAUAAACUGAAAAGAACACCUUCAGCAGAUGUCAUUCAGAAAUGGAUUACUGAGGAGAAGCCUGAAGUCACUGACAAAAAGGGGGCUCCUGUAGUGGAAAAGCAGGAAGAAGAUGAGUCUCUUGUUCCCAUGUUCAUCACAGAACUGAUUUUGACAGUCCAGUCACUACUCUUUGAGCCUUCAAUGGAAGAUUUUCUGGAUUGUAUUUCGGAUUCAGUUGAUAAUUUUCAAAACACUGUGUUAUCAGUUCCUAAUCUCGUGCCUGAUACGUAUUUUGAUGCUUUCACCAGCCCUUACAUUAACAACAAACUUGAAGAAAAAACUUGUGGACCUGGGCCAAGUUUAUCAUCUGUGUUUGAUGAUGAUAAGAAUUAUCACAUAAUUGUCUAUCAAAUAAAGGAAACUGUUCAUGCAGCAUUUGAAUCUGCCUACUUAUAUGCAGCUACUUUUGAAAAGAUCCAUUUAUUCUUUAAGGAAAAUGAGAGUCUUGAUUUGCAAGCUCUUAAACUUCAAGAACCUGAUGUUAAGUACUUUAGUGACCAACUGGAAAAAUAUCACAAACAACACAAGGAUGCACUGGCUCUAAAACCCACCAGAAAUGUAGGAUUGCUGCUCAUAGACACCAAGCUGCUAAAAGAAAAAUUAAUUCCAUCACCUUUGCGAUGUUUGGAGGUGCUGAAUUUUAUGCUUCCUCGUUUAAGCAAGAAAAAAGUGGAUGCCAUUAUCUCUGAGGCCCAAGAUGCAGAGUAUAAACUUGAAUUUGUUCCAAGCACUACCAUAGAAUAUGUUAACAGUUUAGUAUUUCUUGAUGAAAUUCAGGAACGGAUUGAAAGCCUGGAAGAUGAAGGGAAUGUAGUGGUUCAAAUGUACAAGCUUAUUGAACAGUAUCAGAUAGCUACACCUCCUGAAGACUUUGCUGUUUUUGCAACUAUGAAGCCAUCCAUUAUUGCUGUUCGGAAUGCCAUUGAUAGAGCAGUGGGUGACAGAGAAACAAGCAUUAAACAAUUUUCUCUGCAUUUGGGUAGAGAUCUUGAAGAUCUAAAUGAAGAAGUGAAUGAAAUAAAGCUGCAAGCACAGGAUCCACAGAUUUUGGAUAUUAACACUGAUCAAGAAAAAAUAAAGAAUAUUUUAAGUGAUCUACAAAGUGUUCUAGAUGAUCUUCAAAAACGUGCCUUUCAAUAUAAAUCCUACCAGAAGAAUUUCAAGGUAGAAGUGUCCAAGUUUGAAGCUUUGGAAGAAGUUAGCGCUGAACUGAAGCUCAAACAAUUGCUUUGGGAGUCUUACUCUGAAUGGGAUAAACUCCAACAAGAAUGGUUAAAGUCCAAAUUUGACUCCCUGGAUCCAGAAUUCCUAAACAGUCAGGUUUCUAAAUAUGCCAAAAUUGUGAAUCAAUUGGAAAAAGGCUUGCCACCCAACAAUGUAGUACCCCAGAUCAAAAGUAAAGUGGAAAAAAUGAAAGAAAAGCUUCCAGUUAUCAUUGACUUGAGGAACCCAACUUUGAAGCCUAGACAUUGGACAGCUAUUGAACAAACCGUUGAUGCCUCCCUGGUGGAUACUGAAAUUCCAUUAACCUUGGAGAGGCUCUCCGAAUUGCAUGUGUUUGAUUUUGGCCAAGAAAUCCAGGACAUAUCUGGACAGGCUUCUGGAGAAGCUUCCUUGGAAAUAAUUCUUAAAAAGGUGGAAGACUCUUGGAAAACAACUGAAUUUGUUGUUCUGCCUCAUCGUGACACUAAAGAUGUAUUUAUCCUGGGAGGCACAGAUGACAUACAGGUCCUUCUUGAUGACAGCACUAUCAAUAUUGCAACCAUUGCCUCAUCACGUUAUGUAGGUCCCCUUAAGGCACGAGUGGAUGAUUGGCAAAAACAACUUGCUUUGUUUAAUCAAACAUUGGAAGAAUGGCUUACCUGCCAAAGAAACUGGCUCUACCUAGAAAGUAUUUUUAAUGCUCCAGAUAUUCAGAGGCAAUUGCCUGCAGAGGCCAAGAUGUUCCUUCAAGUGGAUAAAUCAUGGAAAGAAAUCAUGAGGAAAGUGAACCGGCUGCCUAAUGCUCUUCGAGCUUCUACUCAACCUGGACUUCUGGAAACUUUUCAAAACAAUAAUGCAUUACUUGACCAAAUUCAGAAGUGUCUAGAGGCCUAUUUAGAAUCCAAAAGAGUUAUCUUUCCAAGAUUUUACUUCUUGUCAAAUGAUGAACUUCUGGAAAUCUUGGCCCAGACACGAAAUCCACAGGCUGUUCAGCCUCACUUAAGGAAAUGCUUUGACUCCAUUUCAAGGCUUGAAUUUGCUCUCAUGCCUCCUGCUGAAGGAAGAAUUCCUAAUGUUGACGGAGAGCCAGAAAAGGUUUACACUAAUGAUAUCUUAGCGAUGCUGUCACCAGAGGGAGAAAGGGUUGGCUUGGGAAAAGGCCUCAAGGCUCGAGGCAAUGUGGAGGAAUGGCUUGGUAAAGUGGAAGAGGCCAUGUUCACAUCUCUGCGGCGCCUGAGCAAAGCUGCCAUUGCUGAUUAUCAGGGGAAACCAAGGACACAAUGGGUGGUGGCAGGCCACCCUUCUCAAGUUAUCCUGACAAUUUCUCAAAUUAUGUGGUGCCGUGAUUUGACUGAAUGUCUGGAAACAGAAGACAGCAAUCACAUAGAGGCCCUAGAAGCUUUUGAAACAGUAAAUUUCGAGAGAUUAAAUGCCCUGGCUACAGUAGUUCGAGGCAGUCUACCUAAAUUGCACAGAAAUAUCAUAACUGCAUUGAUCACUAUUGAUGUGCAUGCAAGAGAUAUAGUCACUGAGCUUGUUAACACGAAGGUAGACAAAGUUGAAUCCUUUGACUGGCAGAGACAACUGCGCUAUUAUUGGGAUGUAGACAUAGACAAUUGUGUGGCUAGAAUGGCACUAUCUCAGUACACUUAUGGCUAUGAAUAUUUGGGAGCAUGCCCAAGAUUGGUUAUUACUCCUCUCACGGAUCGCUGCUAUCUUUGCCUCAUGGGGGCUUUGCAGCUUGACCUAGGAGGUGCACCAGCUGGUCCUGCUGGCACUGGAAAAACAGAGACCACCAAAGACCUAGCAAAAGCUCUUGCCAUCCAGUGUGUGGUCUUUAACUGUUCUGAUGGUUUGGACUACAAGAUGAUGGGGCGCUUCUUUAGUGGUUUGGCCCAGUCAGGAGCCUGGUGCUGCUUCGAUGAAUUUAAUCGAAUAGACAUAGAAGUUUUGUCAGUGAUUGCACAGCAACUCAUCACCAUUAGGAAUGCCAAAGCCGCAAAACUCUCUAGAUUCAUGUUUGAGGGAAGAGAAAUAAAGUUGGUUAUGACUUGUGCAGCCUUCAUCACAAUGAAUCCUGGAUAUGCUGGCAGAACCGAGUUGCCAGAUAAUUUGAAGGCUCUAUUUAGACCAAUGGCAAUGAUGGUUCCAAAUUAUGCUUUGAUUGCAGAGGUAAUCCUAUAUUCUGAAGGAUUUGAAUCCAGUAAAACAUUAGCAAGAAAAAUGACCCAGAUGUAUAAGCUUUGCAGUGAACAGCUCUCUCAACAGGAUCACUAUGAUUUUGGCAUGAGAGCUGUGAAGUCUGUAUUGGUCAUGGCUGGGUCUUUAAAAAGAGAGAACCCAGACCUAAGCGAAGAUGUGGUUUUGAUAAGAGCUUUACGAGACUCCAACUUGCCAAAAUUUCUAACAGAUGAUGCUAUUCUGUUCAGUGGAAUCAUAUCCGAUCUUUUUCCUGGAGUCCAAAUUCCAGAACAUGACUAUGGUAUUUUGCAGUCAACAAUUGUGGAUGUCAUGAAUGGAAAAAACCUUCAGCCUGAAAUCUGUAUGGUUGAAAAAGUGAUACAGUUCUAUGAAACUAUGCUUGUGAGGCAUGGUGUUAUGUUAGUUGGGCCAACAGGAGGUGGCAAGACCACAGUUUACCAAAUACUAGCAGAAACUUUAGGGAAUUUACGAAAACUUGAUUUAGGCAAUCCUUUUUAUCAAGCAGUUAAAACGUAUGUUCUUAAUCCUAAAUCAAUCACCAUGGGUGAAUUAUAUGGUGAAGUUAAUAACAUAACCUUAGAAUGGAAAGAUGGUUUGAUGGCACUAAGUGUCCGAGCAGCUGUGAAUGAUACUUCAGAAGACCAUAAAUGGAUCAUCAGUGAUGGACCAGUGGAUGCUCUUUGGAUUGAAAACUUAAAUACAGUAUUGGAUGAUAACAAGAUGCUUUGCCUGGCUAACAGUGAAAGGAUUAAACUCACACCUCAGAUCCACAUGCUCUUUGAGGUGCAAGAUCUAAAGGUUGCCUCUCCUGCAACAGUCAGUCGAUGUGGAAUGGUGUUUGUGGAUCCCGAAGAACUAAAAUGGAUGCCUUAUGUUAAAACAUGGAUGAAGCGGGUUUCUAAAAAGCUGAAUGAGGAAGCCCAAGAAUAUAUAUUGAACCUUUUCCAACGUUAUGUUGAUGAAGGUUUACAUUUUAUCAACAAAAAGUGCACCCAAGCAAUCCCACAAGUGGACAUCAGCAAAGUUACUACCCUCUGUUGCUUAUUAGAGUCUUUGAUAUUGGGAAAAGAUGGAAUUAACUUGACAAUGGAACAAGUGAAAUUGAACACUGUGCUAUGCCAGACAUUUGUAUUCUGUUACUUAUGGUCUUUGGGUGGAAACCUAAAUGAAAAUCAUUGGGAUUCUUUUGAUACAUUUAUCAGAACACAAUUUGAUGAUAACCCUGAUGCCAGACUUCCGAGUUCUGGUGAUCUUUGGAGCAUUCAUGUGGACUUUGACACUAAACGGAUGGAUCCCUGGGAACGAAUUAUACCUACUUUCAAGUACAGCCGAGAUAUUCCGUUUUUUGAAAUGCUUGUCCCCACAACAGACACAGUGCGCUUUGGGUAUCUAAUGGAAAAACUACUUGCAGUCAAACAUUCAGUUUUGUUUACUGGAAUAACUGGAGUUGGCAAGACCGUUAUUGCCAAAGGAUUGCUAACUAGAAUUCAGGAAUCUGCUGGCUAUGUCCCUGUUUAUCUAAAUUUUUCUGCCCAAACUUCAUCUGCAAGGACACAAGAGAUCAUUGAAUCAAAACUGGAAAAAAAAAGAAAAAAAUAUUCUAGGGGCACCAGGAAAUAAGCAAGUUAUAAUUUUUGUUGACGACUUAAAUAUGCCUAGACUGGAUCGCUAUGGCUCUCAGCCUCCCAUUGAAUUACUUCGCCAGUAUCAAGAUUUUGGUGGAUUUUAUGACAGAAACAAACUCUUUUGGAAAGAUAUACAGGUUACUUUAGGUUUUAAAUCAUUACUUAAUGUGUUCAAAUUUAAAUGGCAAGGAAAUAUGUGGUACAUUAAUUUUAUGUAAUUGCCAUAACAGACCAUAGACUGGGUAGUAUAAACAACCUAUUUUCUCAUAAUUCUGAAGACUGGAAGUCCAAAGUCAAGGUAUCAGCAGGAUCAAUUUCUUCUGAAACCUCCAUCCUUAACUAGUAGAUGGCCAACUUCCCCCUGUGUCUUUCCAUGGGUAUAUUAAUUUGCUUUCUGUUGCUUAUAACAAUACCACAGAUUGGGUAAGUUCUAAAGAAAAGAGGUUUAUUUUGGCUCAUGGCUCUGAUUCAGAAGUAAGGGGCCAUAUCUAGUGAUGGCCUUCUUAAUGGCAGAGUUCUGGGACAAUGCAGGGCAUUGCUUUAGCAUGACACAGGGAAUACAUGUGUGUGUGUGUCAUCUCUCUUCCCCCUCUUCUUAUAAAGCCACAAAUAUUCAAUCAUGUGGGCUCCACCCUUUGACAUUAUCUGCUUUUAAUCACCUCCCAAAAGGCCCACAUCUAAACAUCAUAGUUAGAUUGAAUUUCUGCCCUCUUAAUUCCUUAUAGUGGGGGAAUACUUCCAACAUGAGUUUUGGUAGAAAAAGACAAUAUUCAAACCAUUUCAUUUCUUGUCUGGCCCCUGAAACUCAAGUCCUUCUUAUAUACACCAUACUAAUAAUUCAUUCCACCCAAAAAAUCCCAGAACCUUAAUUCAUUCCAGCAUUAAUCACAAGCCCAAAUUCUCAUCUGAGAUUCAAUGCAAACUGCUUCCAGCUGUGAGUCUGUAAAACCAAAGCUGUCUACAAAGGUGGGAUAGGCACACAGUAUACAUUUCCAUUCUGAAAGGAAGGAGUAAUCAGCCCAAAGCAAGUCUGAAACCUAGCCAGGGCUGGCAUUAAAUCUUACUGCUUCAAUUCUGGCAUCCUGUGUAUACCAUGGGGCUGCAAAGCCUCAGGAAGCCCCAGCUACACAAUUUGCUGGUUUUGUCCCACAUAGUUGCUUUCUUGGGCUGCAAGUUGAUGGCCACAGCUUACCUAAGCUGGUAUUGCACACUGCUCGUAGCUAGUCACUUCCUGGUGUCUCAGCUGAGGCUCUACUCCCAUGGCUUCAUUAAGCAUUGCUCCACUGGCAACUCUCUGUGGUGGCUCCCCUCACAGCACACUUCUGCCUGGCUUCCCUGAUUUUCUUUGACAUCUUGGUGGAAGCUGCCAUGACCCCAUCACUCUUUCAUUCUGUGCACAAGCACUGUGUGAAUGCUGCCAAGGUCUGCCAUGUGCUAAGCAGUGUCUAGGCCUACUUGAAUCAUAGCCACAGUCUCUGUGGGGUGCUUUUCUGGAAAACAAGGAACAUAAUCCUGUAGAGUCCCUGAGUAGCCCAUGAAUAGUACCCCGGGCUCCUACUUCAACCAAGUCUAGAAAGCUUCUAGGCCUGUGAUGGGAGAGGCAGCCCUGUAGACUUCUGAGAUGUUUUCUAGGCCUUUUUCUCAUCUCUUUUUUUUUAUUGGUUGUUCAAAACAUUACAAAGCUCAUGAUAUAUCAUCUUUCAUACAUUUGACUUAAUUGGGUUAUGAACUCCCAUUUUUACCCCAAAUACAAAUUGCAGAAUCACAUCGGUUACACACUCACAUUUUUACAUAAUGGCAUAUUA